Melampsora larici-populina 98AG31 is the source of this 1233-nucleotide messenger RNA. RefSeq lists its product as uncharacterized. The coding region runs from base 1 to 1233 and encodes 410 amino acids. NCBI's taxonomy places the organism in Eukaryota, Fungi, Basidiomycota, Pucciniomycetes, Pucciniales, Melampsoraceae. The transcript is spliced from 7 exons. The record is from RefSeq and is a predicted model, not a curated record.
AUGAUACCAGAUCACUCAUAUAGAUUUGACCCGAACAUUCCUGGAGUCGGCAAGCAGGCCAUGCUCGACUGGAUGCUUAUCAAUCGGGCUAUGACACCCAUCAGGAAAAACGCACACAAGAACGAAGUAGCCCAGAAGGUGCGAGAGGCGCAACCCGACCUCUUUCCUGACCCAUUCAGCGAAGAGCCUCUGAGUCUGGACUGUCAUUCUACAGCAUCAGCAAACUCACACCAGCCGGAAUUGUCCGCUCCAACAAACGUGAAAGAAAAAGGAGGUGUCCUCAGAAUGAAACGGAGUUCAUCGCCUGGGAACCCCGUCCCCCCAAAAAAGAGGGUAGUAUCGGGCAAAUCUUCCUUGUCGAAAAGUACGCUUCGCUCAAAAUUACCUGAACCUGAAGCCCUAGAUCAAGGCGUUAUUAGAACUGAUGGAAAGGUAAAAAAAAAGAGUGUUCGAUACGAAGGCUUACCCAGCCCAAAAGCUCCUGGUCCUCAACCCACGGUGCUCAAGGAGGAAAAGCUUCAACCCUUUCAUUUGAAUUCUUUAGAACGUUGUCCUAGUAAUGGCAUUUCGAAGCUAGAAGACCUAAAGCCAUUCCACAACCUUCAAAAACCGGACGCUGUUCCUCAAAGGAAGGCAAAUUCGUCGAUUGUUCCUUCAAUCAUUCCUUUAAACUCCGCUACUCACAUCACCAAGCAAGAAUCGCAGCAAGAACCGCUUGUGUCCUUGACUCCCGAGGACACCACACUGCUUGAACAAGCAGGUCUCAGCACUUACGACAAUGAUCUUAUAUCCUUUCCAGAUCUGGAUUUAUUUGAGCUUGAAAACAUUGACAUUUCACCAAUUGUGCCAGAUUCUCAGAGUCUUCAGAUCACUUCGAAUUCUAGCACGGCGAUUUCAAACAAUGAGAGUGACGCAAACUCGUCCAACCAUAACUUAAAGAGGACAGGUGUCAAUGUAUUCCAGGAUGAGAGACGUAGAUCUCUUCAAUGCAAUAAUCUUUAUAUAAUAGUGUCUACACUUGAAGAACGUAUGGAUUCUAUGGAGAAAAAAAUCGAUUCUCUUCAGGAGCUUCAAGAACGUGUGGCAAUUGUUGACGAGGGCAUUCAAGUGGUUCGAGAGCGCAUCGCUUGGGUGGAAGCUGACACUCGAAAGCACAUAAAAUCCUUCAAAGAAGUCACGGAAACUCGUAUGAAAAAUUAUGAACAGAAGUUGGAAGAUUCCGCUCAGCGUUGA